UCUCACGUGACAAUACCAUUCCGCGGACCACGUUAAUUAAGUAACCUGCUCAAUGCGACGUUGGCCGUUACUCUUACUGCCCGCUGUAGCGGCGCGCCUGAGUUCGCUGCCUGAAGACCCUUACGCAUUCCCGAAGUUCGCAGUUGACUUUCUGGACCAUCUACCCGUCCCCAAUGACACCGCGCAACGAUGGCUUGCCAAUGGCAUACGUGGCGGACAACGCGAAUUUCUCGGUCAGCCUUGGGAAGACCCCCGACAUCCACCGGCCCUAGGCAAUGGAAAUGAACAGCAAGCCGUAUUGACAGAAGAUGUUGUAUCAACACCGGACGUGUCAAAUGAUUUCUCUCUCGACUUCAUGAAAAUGGGAGCUGACGAGUACAUCUGUCUUAUUCCUAAACCGCUGGAGCAUCUCGACGUGGAAGAAGAAGCAGAAGAGGAACCGGAACCUAUGCACACUUGGUCGCUUUUACUUCCUCUUGUUGGCAACUGCUUAUAUCAUCGGCAACCGUGGUUCACAUACUCUUAUUGUCAUAACAAGGAAAUCCGCCAAUUCCGUGAGCUGAUACAGGCACGUCCCGCCGCCGGUGCCGCUCAUCACCCCGAAGAAGAUCCCACUUGGGAAUCAUACACUCUUGGACGAGCGCCGGAAGCUGCGAUCGAACCCGGUGCCGAGUUGACUGUGGCGCAACAAGAUGCGAUUGCUGCCAACGUUGAACUCGCGCGGUCUACUGGUUCUCGCUAUUUGGUUCAGCGAUGGGGUGAUGGCACGGUGUGCGACAAGUCAGGCAAACCCCGCGAAGUUGAAGUGCAGUUUCACUGCUCGAUGACAACCACGGAUGCGAUUGCCUUUGUAAAAGAGACCAAGACGUGUGCCUAUGUGUUAGUUGUACACACUCCCAGGCUGUGCGGUGAGCCCGGAUUCAUGUCCAAGAAGGACGCCGGGGAACAGGCUACGAUUUCCUGCCGGCAAAUCGUGGCAGAGGAUCGGGCGGCCGAGGCGGGGACGCGACUUUCAGCGGGAACGGACCAUCCAUUGAAGCUGGCACGUCCCAAACCUGUACUGCCAGUGCCUGCUGCCAAAGGAUCCGGGAGCGGAGGGACGAUUGACGGAUUGCUGGACGCGAAGCAUUCGGACGCGUUGCGCAAAGCGAUCGGUACGCUAAAGGACGGGGACUGGAAAUCGGGGACGCCAAUUGAGAUGGAGAUGGUCGAAGACGAGGAGGGAAAUAUCGUCGUCCAGUUCUACGACGGAUUGGAGGACAUCGAGGAGGGGGGAGAUGUUGUCGCAGAUAUGAUCGUCAAGGCUCUGCGAGACGAGGGCUUCAACAUCCGGGUUGCCACCGAGGAGGAGGAGCACCAGCACUCAAAGAACAAGAAGAAACGGGUUGAUGAGAAUUGAUCUGAUUACAUGUCUAAAUUGUCACUAAAUAGAUGAAAAGAUGGGAAAUAAUAGUAGCUGUAAGAAUAGCAAUGUAGGGAUCCAGCUGGAAGAAGUGCCUCAGAAAAAGCGUCUUUUCGUCGGCUUCUCCGAUACCGUGACCUUGAUAUGCACAUGUUGAGGCGCAAAGCCAGGUCUGGAACAAGGCACGAUGUCCCGCAGCCAUUCGUCGCCGUCAUCUUCCUCAUCUGGAUCAAAGUCGUGGUCCGCGCAAAACCCGCCGGAAGGAUCCAUUGGCCCCUCGCCACGCACAUGGCAUCCGCACAGCAGGUUGCUCUCUUUCCCCUUGCCCUUGACCAGAUCCGUCAGCGUGCAGCGCGCCGACGGCUCAACAUGCAGCAUUCUCCGCAGUGCCGGUCGAGUCUCCCGGGGCAGCAGCCGGAAAAUCGACUCGGCCCCUCCGCCGUGGAAAGUCGUAACGCUGUCAGUCCGCUGUCUGCGUUUCGGUGGCUCUGGAAUCGGCGGCAAAGGGGGCUUCGGGGUGUCCUGGUCCUGCAAAGUCGGCGUUGCAUCGGACGCCGUCGACUCAGUGGUCACCACAACGGGUUCCUCGACAGCCUGUUUCGCCAGAUGGGGCGGCGACUGGAAGGCGUUGAAAGUCGCGGCCCGCGUUCUGGGGGGCAUCACGGGAUUGGCACUCAGCGGCAUGGUUGCGACCUUGGGGGUCGGCAGAUCAUCCGCUCGGGCCCGAGGUGUCGCAGGGAACUCCAUCAGCCCAUCCCGAGGACUGAGCGGCAGACUCUCCGUUGAAUUGCCGGGACGUGCAAACUUGAGCACCGAAGGAUCCAUUUCGCGAUCACCGUCGGCAGGACUCUCGGACAGCAUCAGCCGAGAGAUGUCAGGCAACGUAGCCGUGCUUGGAAACAUCGUGUCGUGCAGCUGCAGCCGACGAGAGGCCACAUCAAAUGACCCGUUACUCUGGGUGGACAAUCUCGUCGGAGGCUCGGUCAACAUGGUCGCCACCGAGCCCCGAUCCGUGAAAAUGGAAGGUGUUUCCGAGGAGUUACGUGUGCUCGUUGGAUCUCCUUCAACGCUGCCGGUGUCCAACUUACCGGUGCUCGAAGCACGCUCACGUGCUCGGGGCGAGCCCAGCAACGGUGCCGGCGGGGAUGAGGAAGGCGGUGGGAGGGUCGUCCCGCGCUUGGCUAUGAGCUUCUUCUCUUUGGGAAUCGACAAGUCAGGAUGCGCGUUGACGAAGGCCUUGAAGCUCGGGUCCGUCUUGGGGUUUGGGAUCGUCCAAGGAAAGCGUCGGAGGACCAUACACAUAAACAUAAUCCCCACACUCCAGACAUCCGUUUUGCGGGGGUCGUACGGCUCCCCGCUAAGCACUUCCGGGGCAAGGUAAGGAUCACUGCCGACAAUUCCCGUCGCUGACGUGAACAGCUUGCCCGGGUAGUGGAAGACGGUAGCCGUCCCAAAAUCAAUCAGCUUCACGACGUUGUCCAUGGUCAUGACACAGUUGUCCAGCUUGAGAUCCCGAUCUCCGGUCGACACAUCUUCCCAGACAUCACCACGCUGAACAGGUCGUACGGAGCGUACUCCAUGACCUAGAAUAGACAGGUUACGGCUAGAAGGCGAGCUGAAGCUCAAAAAAACACACCUCGUAAUAGUGCCCAUGAUCCGAGACAAUAUCCACCGUCGCGAUGAUGUUUGCGUGCUUCAAAGUAGACCCGACACAAAAUUCGGCCGUAACUUUCUUCUGAUACUCUUUCUCGCUCUCUCCGGUGCGCUUCGGCCGGAACUGCUUGACGGCAAAAAUUGAGCCACCGUUCUUGCUGCUGGCCUUAAUCAGGCGGACGGUGCCCCCGGCGCCACUACCGAGGACCCGACCCCAUUUACCGUACUUCUUACCGAGAUGAGCGUGAGUGGCCUCCUCGAGCGAGUGGAAGACGUGCAGUGCCGGAGGCGAUGAUCGGGCUGUAUUGAAGCUCGGGGCCUUUGAUGGCGCUAUCGAAGGGGCUUUCGAUGGCGCUUUCGCAUGUUGGAUUGGGGGCGUGGAGGGCGCGGACGGUGUUUCAGCAGAAAUCGGGGACGCACGAUCGCUGCCGAGCUGUUCGCUAAAGUUGGAGCGUGCUGGAGAUGGAGUGCGGUCUUCGCUCGGGGUCCGGUCCUUGCUCUGUUUGAUCGGAAGGGACUUUACGUCCUUGUCCUUGUCCUUGUCUUUCCGCAUGAGCGAUCCGAGCUUGCUUUCACGGAAGGACGAACGAGCGGAUAUGCUCUCGGCCUUCGAGUUCGGGGCGGCGGGCUCGACUGCAAGCCCCGCCAUAGCCUCCGGCUUCGGCGACGCAGUGGGGGGGUCAAAAUAGGCCGAUGGCGGAUGCGUCGACGCGUCCAGAUGGGAGGGAGAACUGUGAUGCCCGCCGGGGGAAUGUGGAAUAUGGUUGUUCAGGAAGCGUUUGAGGUCGUGGAGUGGGCCAUGUGCAAGCUUGGACACGGCGCCGUUCGUAAGUGGCAUCGCCGCCGGGGGUGACCCAGGCGUGAGGGAGGGACUACCCGCCGAGGGCGAAGAGUUCGGUCCAACGCUCAACUUCCUGUGGGGUACGAAGCGAAAUUUGGAGCGGGUAGUUGGGGACGUGUCGUGCGGGAGUCCUGCGACGUCCGGAGGGGGUAUAGGGUCGAGGCGGAGGGACUGUGGUGGAUGAGAACAAGCUCGCUGGAGGAUAUCAAACGUACGGCAUUAGGCUGUGAAGGGACUACGAGGUCAGGCAUGGUUGUCGGAGGGAGAGCAUGGAUCCAAUGGCUUACAUCAAAUCAGAAUCUCUCAUUACCGAGUUGUCACUUUCUCCUUUGUCACGCAACCUGUGACAAGAUUUGAUUUUUCAGCGCAGGCAGCUGCGAUAAAGUGUCGCAUCUGCAUCUUCUUGAUCCCAAGCAAAGGGAUGGCCCGUGUAGCCUGUGCUCACAGGGAUCUCCACAGCCGACCGGACCGAUGCGUUUUGCGCGGAU
This is a messenger RNA of Mycena citricolor, 4384 nucleotides long. Lineage: Eukaryota; Fungi; Basidiomycota; Agaricomycetes; Agaricales; Mycenaceae. The record is from the annotation of a GenBank genome assembly.